AUGAGGGGAGAGCAGAAGGAGUCAAGGAGGAGAAGACAGUGUCAGAAGAAGGCAAAGAAAAAGAGAUUGGAGCAGGAAGGACAACGUGGAGGACAAGUGUUCCCUCCACUUCAUCCUGGACACUGGGCUGAGGCUUUGGUACCCGACUUGCAGACUUUGGACCCUCUCAUCAUCCCAGGUAAAAUAAUUAAAAAAAACUAUCAAUAUAUACACUUUUUUGAUUAUGUGAGAUGUAGACAUAUUGGUUAUUUUUAAACACUGUUUACCAUAACAAUUUAAUCUAAAUGAAGAUGUUAUGGUGCCUGUAGCCCCCCGUGCACUCUAUUAAUUUAAUGGGUUUAAACCUAUCCUAGAUCUUAAAGCCCCCCGGCAGGAACCAGCUUCUGAAACGGAGUUUCAGAAAGGUCACAGUGCCGCUGUGUAAUGGCGCCGCAGAUUGGGUAUGGCAAAGAGCUGCUGAUUAGCAUAACAUCAAUAUCAGUUAUAAAACCAGGAAAAGGUGGGCAUGAAUGGUGAGCUGAUAUGGUGGUGCAAUGGGCCACUUGACUGGAUUUGCCGCCCAGGCCUAAGGUUGCCCUUUCUGCAUUGAUAUAAAGUGCUGUAUGCAACAUUCACUUUGAUCACAGCAUACAGCUCAUCUAUCAGUCGGGGGGUCACUAAGUAUAGACCCAGCUGACAGAAGGAAGCCCCGGGUAUCAAUUGCUACCUAGGCAUUCCCAGUGCAAGCCGGGAUUAAUCCCUGCUCGCAACCAAAACUAGAGGAAGUUCCAUGCCGUCCUCAUGGCGUUAAAGCCUAAUAUUUUCACAACAACAUGGAACAUCCUAGUGGCAAGAAGGGGUUAACAUGCACAUAACCAAAGUAAAAACAAAAGUAAUCAACAGAGCACAAAAAAACGGUAUUGUAACUUUUCAUCACAUCAUUUUGGGGGAUAACUGUAUUAAAAGCAUUUGUUCUAACUGAUUAUGUUUGAGACGUCAAGGGCAGACAUGUGAGACCCAAGCUGUCUCCUGAGUCCUGAACCAGUUCUAAAACAACAUGCAAAGGAUACAAAAGUAGCAGUCCAUGGGGAAUGCUAGGAAUUAACAAUAUUUUAAGCACAGGAGACAGGUAAUAAAUGUGCUUUUAAAUUAUCUAGUGCUCUAGUUUUCUGUUUUUAUUACCCCCAGGUAUCAGGUCUCCUUUAAUGACACAAGUCCUCUCUACGGUGAACCUGGGGAAAAAUUGCCCCUCUACAACGAGUGAAAAUUGCAAAGCACAACGCAAAUGGGAUUUCGGAUUGUGCAUCUUUUAAGACACGACACCCGUGCUCAGGUGAAGGUUUUGAGAAAAUAAUAAACUUUAACAGAUUCAUGCUUAUGGUAAAUUUCUAAAGAUCAGCCAUCUCAGACGUUGUACAACAUGUCAAGCUAUCUGUUCGAUGUAAAAUACUAACUUAAUCAUGAAAAUUUUAAGGCCUCAUUAAAAAGUGGAUAAAGUCCAUAUUUGGGCUGGCAGAAUUCAAAGGUUAAAGUUGUAUAUUACGAGUGCGGCGCAGACAUUCACAGUCAUUAGCUCUUCGUGCCGUAGUUUAUUCUGCUUAGACUGCACUGAAAGGGGAAGAGAAAAAAAGAAAGAAAAAAAAAACGAAUUUACUAUAAUGAUGGAGAUUAUCAUAAAAUUGAUGGAUGAAUCAGUAUGAAUUGAUAGUAGUCCAUGGCUGCUGACAUAUGCCCCACUGACAUCCAAAUGUUUAGGACAUAAAACAGUUCAGAGAAACAAAACACAGAAUAUAAGAUUUUAUGCAGUGGCUGCUGAACACACAGAGCCACAUAAAGCAAUCAAUCACGGGUCUUCUGUUCGGGAUAACGGGCCUUGUGUGGGUCAACGUAUUCAAGAAGCUCUACAAAAACUGUUAUGGGGAGUCUUAGAAAAAAAUACAGCUACUUAAUUUUUUUAUUUAUUUAUGAUCGUUUUAAAGGGAUACAGAUACAUAAAAUUAGUAGGAAAAAACUAUAAUGAACUGUACUAGCACCUACGUUAAAAAUGUUUCAUUUUGCACAAUUUAUUGCUGGGAAAUGCAUUAUUUCAGAUGUGAUCGUGCAUUUAUUAAUUUUAUUUUUUAAAUCACAUGGCACAGUUUUUGGGGGGUAGCUUAACCAUUCAGGUGUAAGAGAACAGAUAAGCAAAAUGAUUUCUCUGUUUUGUCUUUGCAGCCAUUAACAAAAACCAUCUAUUUCUAUUUUGGUUUCUUUUUUUUUACAAUUUUGAUCUCCAGUGGAAACAAACUUUGAAAGUCAGACCAGUGCGAUUUAUCCUGACCUUUCUGCAAGGCUGCCCUAUAUUCACUGGUUGUCAGCACAUGUUGGGAAAGAGCCAUUCGUCAACGCCAGCCGUCACUCGUCUGCCAUUCCCAUCAGUCCCAUUAUGUGGGAUCAGAGAGCCGCGGAUAUCGCCGGAAGGAUCAUUAAGCCCCGGCUUUCAGGUGCAGCAGGUAGUCCAGGUGGCCUGUUAUUUAUAAUAAAGAAACAACACAGCAGAACUGCCUUUCUGUGGCCCAGGAGGACAGGAGGAAGGACAAGCCGAAAGAUGUCUUGGUGAAGGACAGCUAAAAGUGGACUUCUCUGUCCCCCUCUGUAAGCAGAAAGGAUUUAUUGAACAUCUGUUCAGUACAUGGCCUGGAAGAUUGAUUCAUUUAAUUGCUUGCACUUUCCUAAACUAACUUUUGAAUAUUUAAUGUCAAGUUUGAAGGAUAUUAUGCCUUGUUGUUCAACAACUUGAUUUGAAAAACUCCAGAAUGGUUUUCAGUGGUAAAAUCGAAAGUCUUUAACAAGGCAAAUGAAAAAAAAAAAAAAAAAAAAACAUCUGCAGAUUUGCUGCCUGCACAUUGUUAGCUGUGCAGUUUGGUUGACGGAUGAAAUAAAUGAAAUCCAACUGUUAGACUGAGUUUCUUUAAAUGUUACUGCAUAGGUGAUUGCUUCAGAUAAUCUCCUGUAUGUUCUGAAAGGUAGAGGGGCAGUACGCAAUGUGUUCUCAGCACUGCAAAAAAUGUGCUCACUAUGCUAGAAGUACCAAAGUAUCACCACACAAUCUCCUCUGACAAAUUGUCUGUAUCCUGUAGUUAUAAAUAAAGUUAUUAUUUACCUAUCGGCCGGCAAGAAUGUGUUUAGGCAGAGGCUUACAAGGGUUGUGAGGAGGAGGGGCAGUCAGAUGUUAUCACUGGUCCCGGAACUACAUAUGCAUGACAAAUAUUAGAUACAUAGAUGUUCACUCACACACAGUACAUGUACACAGUGGCAGAACUAAUACAGAUAGGACCCUGGCGCAUUACAUUUAUUGAGCCCUCAUAAAGAGCAGAGGUAGCCAGAAGGUAGAGCCACAUCUACUGUACAACUCCCACAAUUCUUGGCCAUCUGUGAAUCUGUUAUUUACCCAUCUUCAACAUAUAUGCACAGAUACAUACUCUGACACACACUCACCCUAUCUCUGAGUCCAGCUCUCCAUUCUGCAGGGUGCACAAUAUAUAUGUAAUAAGAGUAAUAAAUAUUCCCAGGGCACCAGCAAUUCUGGCUCCAGCCCCUCUCUAUAUUGCACUGUGGAACUACCGGCCAUGCCAUAUAUUGUGAAAUGGCCGACGGGCCCCCUCACCUGCCGGAGCCCUGGGCAGUCGCACCUGCUGCCCUGCCAGUAGUUCCAUAUCUGUGAAACAUACUUUAUUAAUGGUAGCAAGAAGCGUAGAUGCAGUUAGGCUAUAGUCACCUGAAACAGGUUCCACAGGUAAGCAGGGGUUGUGCUAAGUACAGGAUUGCAUAGAUCUUACAGCAAGUGAAUGUAUUGAUGAAAUUAUAGUACGACAAAGGUGCUCCGGCAGAACAAGAGCUCUAACACUGCUCCGAGUUUGAAACGGCGUGGUUUUUGAACAAAGAACACUUCUUUGCGGCAACAUGCUGAAAGUGGAACAUACCAUUGGUUUGUACAGCCAUUGUGGGAUUUUUAGCUAUACAUUCUCACAGUCACUGUGAUGACAGCAGCAUGCAGGUAAUUAAGGUAAUCAAGUACAGGCUGCUUUCCUCCCAUGUUUAUAUUCCUAGCAUAACAUUACUGAUUUAACCCCCACAAUGGGUUUUACAUGAUGCAUCCAGUAUCCUGUACACUGGUGAGAGCUAACAAUAUACCGCAUAGGUGCAAUAUAUGCAGGUGGGUGAUGUACACUUACUGUAGGCAACACCUACAAGCAUCACACGGCAGCCAUCCUAAAUAUUGAGAGCUAUUCCCUUGACUUUGGUAUGGCUCCCUUGAAGGUUUGAGAUCAGUGAGUUGACAUAUGGUAACUUGCCAUGUAGACUCUACAUGAUGGAUGGAUUAAUAUCUGCAAAGGUUUCAGUAUCAUCUCAUUCCGAAAAUGGCUCACAAUAACCUCAUCUACACAAUAAUAGAAGCGUUGUAAUGUGUUGAGAUGUUUGUACAUAUGCUCACAUCAUCAACCUGGAGAUGGUGAGAACAAAAUGAUAAAUGUAUACUUUUGUAAAAUUAUAUUGUCAAAUAUAGUGGAAUUCAGAUUUAAAAUGUAUUCUAACAAAAGCACAAUGCAACGAUUUUACAGAACUGGAACAAUGAACACAACCAAAUAUUUAGCUUUCAAUAUUAAAAAAUUUAAUUUGUAUUAAAAAUAAAUUUUCUUGUCUGUCGUCACAGUGUGUUCACUGACACUCGUGUGUGUGUUUAAGAGCUAACAAUCAGUGAUUGUAUGACAAUCUAGAAUUAUCAAGAAUACAUGCUGAAUCUGUCUUUGCUUCUUAUUUUCAUUUAACCCUUUAACCCUUUUAUAUUUUAAAGGCCUGCUGUGUUUCAGUAAAUUUGACCUAUGACCAGAGUGAAAGAAAGUUUACAUUAACAGAACACACAAAAAAAACAUUAUGUUUAGCUGUAAAAGAAAAUAAAGUAAUUUCACAAGGAAUUAUGGUCUAUUUCUAAUAUUCUAUAGUAGCUAAUCUGAAUUAGAAUAUGUUGUGUCCCCUGUGUUUUGGACGCUCUAAUAAAACACUUCCUGUAUCCUGCACCUGUCUGAACACGUUCCAACAAAGAUACAAGGGGGAUAAGCAGAUAUUUAUUAAUGUUUAAAUGAAAGCCAAUGUUUAUCUAGAAAACCUUAAUUAUACAAUCAUCAUAUGGUGUAGGUUUGAAAUUCUGGUUCCCACACAAGGCAUGGGAACAGUCGGUUUCCAUCUUGGAAGAGCUAUGAAAAAAACAAUCAAUAUAUUUGUCUACUGGAACCAGAUCUCAGAGCCAAACCAACAAUAUAACGUCAUAAACUACUGAGUUUUUUUUAGGCCAAGUACAAUGAUGGUUGAUUCCUGACUUAAGUCAAAAGAAACACAAAAUGAUUUCUUUGAAAGAUGCCAGUCUGUCCCUGAAUACCUUGGUACAGAAUACAUCCUGGAACAAUGGCUGACAUCGUCAAGGCCAGAGCCAGGUGCCUAGGCUACCUCUCCCUUUGACAUUAGUCAUACUGUAGGGAGCAGACAAUUAAUUCUGGAGCAAAAUUGAAAGUCAGAGGCAGAGUGUGAACGAACAGAAUGACAAUAAUAAAGUGCCCUUGCUUCACAUUAAUCUCCCUCACUUCAGGGCUGUCAGAGAAGGCUUGGCGGUGACUAAUGCCAAGCUUUGCAUACAGUGGUCACAGACACAAGCAGCCUGCUCUCUAUACAACAGCCACUGCUCGCUUUGUUGAGUUUUUGACUCCUCUUUUUGUUGUAUUGAAACAAGAAGACCUGUGGUCUUAGCUCUCCUUUAAUGUCCGACCACCGAUCGAGCUGUUGGAACCCUAGGCGUAACUUCCAAAGGGAUGUAUCGGCCUAUGUAAUGCUCAGUAACGUAAUUUUCAGCAGGUUAUUAAACAUCUUGCUGCAGGAAAACAAGGGUUAAAUAAAGUGCAAGAGGCGAACAAUUGAAGGGAACACAGACGAAUGUAUGUGCCAUUCAGUGGACUCACUAUUCCAUUAACAUUCCAAUAGUCUCUGAUGUUCUUCUGAGGAUUGUGUCUCAUUGAUUUUAUUGUCAUCUUUUGCACAAGUAGAAAAUGGCCUAACAUUUAAGGUGCACCGUAAUUAUUCCUGAAAAGCAAGACAUCAGUGUAAAAUUUAUUGUUAUAGACCAGACAUUUUGACAGAAAUACAGUAGAGUCCCAGAGUGCCAACAGAUUACUGAAAAGGUUAAAAAUCGGUUCCUUGGGUAAUGAGUAGAAAAAAGCAUUAAGAAGAUUCAGUUAAAAACCUGAAACCAUAGAAGCUUGGAAGAGAGCAUCGAUCAUUGUCUGGGCUGCAAAUUCCACUUCCAUAGGUACCACUGUUAUUGUACGACCAUUCAGAAGUAUUUAUCAUACUUUUUCACUUGUUUACUGACCAAUGUGGCAAUUACUUCAAUUUUAUGCCUGGUCAGUAAAGCCUAUUUAUCAAGUGCUGACCCAGGCAUAGAAUGUGAGCGGUUCACUCAAUAAAGAGCUGGAAAGAUCCCAUGUUUAAAUAGAAAAUCAGAGUAGUUACAGCGGGUUUGCAUGAUAAUAAGGGGGCUGUGAAUAUUCAGUAAUUUAUCAAAAUAGCCCAUGGCUCUGCUGAUCUGGUAAUGUGUUUUAUGUGAAUAGAACAAGGAUUACGACUUGCUAUAAGCUGGAGAGCAGAGAAUGGGAGACCAGACAGGUUCUCACUGCUGUACGUGGGUCACUUAGAAUGUUGGACCCCUUUUAGGUGGCUAGUGCAUCGUUACAGCCUGGUAGAAACCAACACUGGACCCCAGGGCACAACACAACUUGCUAAAGAAAGCUCAACACAAAAACGCAUCACACAACUGCAACUGUCCAUGGGAAUGUUCACUGGCAACUUUAGUAUUGUAAAUAAAUUCCAGGUCUCUGUGGAUACUGGCAAAGAGCCAUUGCGAAUGUGCCCAUUCUGA
Messenger RNA from Pelobates cultripes (western spadefoot toad), 6925 nucleotides. The record is from the annotation of a GenBank genome assembly. Lineage: Eukaryota; Metazoa; Chordata; Amphibia; Anura; Pelobatidae.